UGACACAUGACAUUAAAAUUCUAUGAGUACCUUGUAUUUGUUGUGAAUUCUGAUAAAAUCAUGUCGAAUCGUUCAUAAUUAUUACCAUAAAACUCGUGAAAUUUAUAUCAAAAGUGGGCUUAAAUUUAAUAAUAUUAUGCGUGCUCUGAUCGCCUAUUUUUAUAUUUAACAGUCGUAAAUUAACGGUAAAACCUGCGUUACGUUUGGACACUCGAUAUAAUGGAAUCUUUAUCAAAACAAGAACUUAUUUCGACAAUAACUAAACAAGCGGAUCAAAUUAAGCGUUACGAAGGACGACUAAGAGAUGUUGUAGCUGCAUAUAAAGGUCUUGCGAAAGAAAAAGAGGCCUUGGAAAUAAGUUUGAAGGCUUUAAACCGGACUGAAAGUAAUGAGGAUGCUUCAAAGGAUUCCAUUGCAGCUCUCACACUGUCAUUAUCCACACUCACUGCAGAGAAGGCACGAAUGGAAGAAGCUUUUCAGGCUGAUAAAAAAGUUACCAGGGAUAAGUAUGAGAACAUGAUAGCAUCGAUGAGGGAAGAAACAAAAACAUUGGUACAGCAACAUUUGGCUGAAGUAGGUAAUCUUAAAGCUAAGAUUGCAUACGAGAUUCAGGAACGAGAGAAAGAAAGGGCUGAUCAUUCUGCUAUGUUAAAAGAAUUACACAUGAAAUUAAACAAUGAAAGAAAGACUAAAGAGAAGUUGGAGGACAAAGUUGAACACAAUUCAGAAUCACAAGCCUCCCAAGCAGAACUGGAGAAGCGAGUCCGCGACCUCAACAGUUCAUUGGAGGCGUCACAGCGACGACUACAGCGAGCCGAGGCACGUACUGUGGAGACACCCGCGCUGCUCGUACGCCUGCAACAGAAGUUGGCGCUACUGGAGCAGUCGCACUCCAUCGCCAUACGGGAGGAACAAAUAAAAGCGAAGAGGGCAGAGGAAUCGGCCCGGAAAAUCUGCGCGCGACAAGAGGAAAGAGUUGCGCUACUGGAAGGGAAGCUGGCAGAGUUAUCGCAGACUAUAGGCGAGUACGACUUGCUACGGCGACGUGACCAGCAGCUCAUCCAGCAACUGAGAGAUUCUUUAAACGGAAGACUGUUGGACAAAAUAGCCAGUAAUGGAGUUGAGGAGAAUCAGAUAAGCGAAACGGAUAACGAAAAAUUAGCAGAUAGCGAGUAUCUGCAAACAAUAAUAGACAAAAUACACAUACUCAAAAAGGAGUUAAUCGCGGAAAACGACAAACUUGGCAAUCCCAUUGAUUUGUCGGCUAUCUUCAAACUUGACGGUUAUGAGAAUUUUCACAGUAAAUGUAGGCAGGAAUAUGAUGAACUGAAAAACGAAUUCGAUAAUUACAAGUUGCAUAAUGCUAAGGUUAGAGAGAGUGGACAAGAAGUCGAAAGCGAGAUAGAAGAUCUAAAAAGCGAGAUAGCAGUAUUAAAAGAAAAAGUGGAAACUUAUAUGUUACUGUUGGAAGACGAGAAACAAGACAAGUUUGAUUCUCUGCGGCUUCAUGAAGAGAAACUAAAAUCCGAGAAGGAAUACCACAAAGAAGUGGUUUCAGAUCUCAAAACGAGAAUACAAAGUUUAGAAAAGCAAGUACAAACGCAAAGAGAUAGAUACGAAACGUUGCUCGAAGAAACAGACAACUACAUAAGGUCUAGGAACGAUCGUUCUAGAAAAGUCAGCACUGAAGAUGGUAACUUCAAAGAUGGACAUAUGGUCUUAAAUGAUGGUACGGCUCCGCCUCACUUGCUACAUUAUGCCCACGAAUUAGCGAGGAAAGAUCUUGAUAUCACUCAACUGAGACGUGAGAAGCAUGUUCUAGAGGGACAGUACAGAGAUUGUCAACGUGAUGCAACAAUAGAGAAAGAGAGGUUCAAGGAAGUUUUACGAACACUUAAAGAAGAAAUUGACAGGUUAAGAAGAAGCCAGUCAAGAGAGGGCGCUAAUUUGGAAUACUUAAAGAACGUAGUUAUGGCAUAUCUCAUGUCGAGCGACUAUGCGGGAAGAAAGCAUAUGUUGAACGCAAUCGCUGCAGUACUACACUUUACUGAUAGCGAGAGAAAAAUUGUAUUUAGUACAUUGUAAUAGAAUUAACAUAUCACUGCUGGGCAUAGGCUUUUUUCUCCACGUCGGAGGAUUGGAGCUUAAUCCACCACGCUGUUC
This is a messenger RNA of Melitaea cinxia (Glanville fritillary), 2163 nucleotides long. RefSeq names its product GRIP and coiled-coil domain-containing protein 1 (gene GCC88). Gene Ontology annotation, cellular component: Golgi apparatus. Bases 220 to 2085 code for a protein of 621 amino acids. The transcript is spliced from 13 exons. The record is from RefSeq and is a predicted model, not a curated record. Lineage: Eukaryota; Metazoa; Arthropoda; Insecta; Lepidoptera; Nymphalidae.